AUGCAUAGUCGUUACGCUCUUUUAUUCCCUGCCUUGGCCUCUCUGGCCUCGGCCUGGGCUCCUCCCUCAUACUCAGGGUAUAAUUUGUUGUGGGCCGACACCUUUGACGGCCCAGGAGGGGCAUCACCCAACACCAACAACUGGAACAUCAUCACCGGCAACCUAGGCGUUAAUGGCGAGCUGGAGACAUACUCUAGCUCCAACCGCAACGUUCAGCUGAGCGGUGGCAGCACAAUUCAGCUGGUGCCCUGGGCCGAUGGCUCUGCCUCUGGUGGCUGGACUUCAGGCCGCAUCGAGAGCAAAUACACCUUCACCCCAGCCGCCGGUGUAGUCACCCUAGCCGAAGCCCAGAUCAGAUUCGGCACAAACGAUAUUUCGAACAAGCAGGGCAUCUGGCCCGCGUUCUGGAUGCUUGGCGACUCUUUGAGGCACGGAACCUCGUGGCCGGCAUGCGGAGAACUCGACGUCCUCGAGACCGUGGACGGGCAGUUGACUGGCUACGGCACUGUGCAUUGCAAUGUCUACCCCGGUGGCAUUUGUAAUGAGCCCAAUGGACGCAGCGGUAAUAUCGGCAUCCCAGAUCAGUCGUGGCAUACCUGGCGAAUCACCUGGGACCGUACGUCAUGGAACUGGCAGACUGAGACGAUUACUUGGUACAUGGAUGGCAGGCAGUUUUUCCAGAUCAAUGGCGCCACGAUUGGUAAUUCGGAUGUUUGGGCUACGUUGUGUCACAAUCCCUUGUACUUUAUCCUGAAUGUGGCUGUUGGCGGUGGCUGGCCAGGUUAUCCAAACUCAGCCACCCUCGGAGGCUAUGGCAGCAUGAUGGAAGUCGCUUACGUCGCCGUCUUCCAGACUUGA
This is a messenger RNA of Talaromyces marneffei, 858 nucleotides long. RefSeq lists its product as uncharacterized. Gene Ontology annotation, molecular function: hydrolase activity, hydrolyzing O-glycosyl compounds. The record is from RefSeq and is a predicted model, not a curated record. Bases 1 to 858 code for a protein of 285 amino acids. Lineage: Eukaryota; Fungi; Ascomycota; Eurotiomycetes; Eurotiales; Trichocomaceae. The transcript is spliced from 2 exons. Gene Ontology annotation, biological process: carbohydrate metabolic process.